AUGUCAAACCGGCAGGCGGAAGGGACGGUGGGCGCGAAGCCAGCCAGCGCAUCUGACAAAGGCAGGAAGUUCGGCGGGGACAGGACGGGAGGCCCGCGGGAAGCCUGCAGGCCAGCCCCGGGCCCGGGAGGGGUCCAGGCGCAGGCCCGAGCGGGGCGGCACGGCACUGCGCGGAGGCGGGUGCUCAGAGGCUGCCGUGCGGUGGUCAGCGAGGCUGAGCCCGCAGGUGGCCGGCCGGGCCCGGGAAGACCCCCGGAAAGGCCCCCGGCGCUUGAAGGCUGCCGGCUGCUUCCCGUGUUCACCAGGAGGCCCAAGCCCCACAUCUCCUGGGUUCUGUGGCGGAAACCGCGGGGACAGGCUCCCCGGGGGCCCAGCGCGGCCAGAGUCUCUAGAGCCCGGGCCAGGCCGGCCUGGACGGCUGGGGGUCCGGGCCAAGGCCCCGUGGGCCGGCGGGCGUGGCUGGGCUCCGCCCUGGUGAGGCUCCAGGGGAGGCCGUCCCUGUCUGCCACCCGACCCGGCCCUCCUUGCCCACGCGAGGGUUGUCGGGCAACGUGGGCGGACAGGCGGUUCUGCACCUCCCUCAAGCACUCGCAGACGCGGAGUGGAGGCAGGAGGCGGCUGGCCGGGGCAGCGCGCACGGGGUCUGAAGAGCCUGGCCUGGCGGGUGGCCACGCUGAAUCCGGCCGUUUGGUCCUGACACAGCUGCCGCCAGCCCCAGCCGUCACCCUGCUCUACGGGCACCAGCGAGAGGGAGAGGUGCAGGCCGGCCGCGGCCACAGCCUGGGAGAGAGGGCCGCGCCUUCUGACUGGGAGCCAGGAAGGACGAGCGUGGGAGCCCCACUUCUCAAACUCACGGGGUGCUUCGGAAACGGGGUGUGCACGCCCCACGUCCACUCCUGGAGGUGGGACGCUGAGGGACGUGAGAGCUUCGCACGCACGCAGUGGCAGCAGGCUCGCUGGGAGACUGGGCACUGGCUCCUGCUGGACACCAUCUACACGCCUGGAGGCCUCACGCCCGCGACCCUUGGUCACCUCCCAGCAGCCACCGUGGGCUCUGCAUCUUGGGGGCCGACCAGCGGUUUCCCCAGAGAGCGACCUGCGCCGGACGCUGUCGCCAGCUGCGCCAAGUGCGCUCCUCGCUGGGAACGUGGGCCUGCCCUUCCCGUGCAUGUCUGCCCGUGGCCGGUCCCCCCUCGCUGCCCAGCGGGGACCCUGCCUGUGAGCCGUGCCCGCCCGUCAUGGAUGGGGACUCGCGACAGAAUAAGAUGGACUGCUGGCACCGUGACACCGACCCCGGGGACACGCAGCGCGCAGCCCCCGGGUUUCGAUGAUCAGAGUGGACAGACACAAAUCUCUGCGUCAUUCCCCGAAGCUGCUGGCCCUCGAACUCGCUGCUUGGGGGCUGGCCCGGGGCACCUGGGGGACCCCCAGCUCCUUCCCGUCACCAGCCUCCCCUCCGCCCUCUCCCGCGGGUCCUGGACCAGCCCUGUCUCUCGGGUUUGGACGGUCUGGACAGCCGCGGGUCUGGCCCUCAGGUUGAAGGUCCUCGGGUGGCCCAGCUGGGUGCCCUGCACUCAGGCCUGGGAUGGUGUCUGGGUGAGGCCGGCCAGGCUCCCAUGGGGCUGAGCGGAGCCCGAGGCGACUUCCAGAGAGGCCGCGCCAGCU
This is a messenger RNA of Talpa occidentalis (Iberian mole), 1665 nucleotides long. RefSeq lists its product as uncharacterized. The coding region runs from base 1 to 1626 and encodes 541 amino acids. Lineage: Eukaryota; Metazoa; Chordata; Mammalia; Eulipotyphla; Talpidae. The transcript has 3 exons. The record is from RefSeq and is a predicted model, not a curated record.